CCCCUUCACUCGCCCACCCUUUUGCUAGCAAAAUCCAAAUCUCCCCUGCUUUCAAGUUUCACCACUUGUGAGUUUCUGAACUCACACAUUGGCACCCACAAAAACCCACCUUAAACCUUCACAUAGACAUAUACCACCUUCUCCCUUGGUUAUACACAACAGAUUUUUAGAUGGGUCCUUCCAAAAUUACAACUUUUCCCAUCCGAUUCUGCUUUUUAUUCUGAUCGGAUCAGCUUUGAAAUUAAUCACAAUCCACUCUCCAAAAUUCUGUUUUUUUCCCCUCCUUUUCAACUGCCUAUCUCAAAAUCAAUCGGUAAAAGUUGUUCUGGUUUAAUCUGUAAUCUCUAAUUUGAGUUUUGAGUAUUUAGUUACCUCAUAGUCAGAAGACAAAAACUCUUACUCAAAAUAAUCCUGCUUGAUUCGAGCAUGAUUGUUUCUCGUGAAAAAUAGUUAUAGUUUGUAUUGGAACUAUCUAUCUCAAUUUGGCUUUUGAGAUAGUGAGUGGGAGAAGGGUUUGCUGUUGUUUUUGGUAUUUGUGGUGGUGGUCAUGGCUAACAAUAGGGAAAAGUCUACCAAGGAGGGUGUUGAAGAGACUCAUCAUCACAAGGUGAUUGGUGAAAGUGAAGGCCAAGAUUGGGAGAUUGAGAAAGGAAAGGGUCUUGAUUUGAGCUCAGGGAGGAGACAAUGGAAGCCAGUUUUUGAUGAUGCUUCCCUGUCACACAGGCCUCUCAAGAAAAUCCGAAGCCCCGAACGCGAAAACCCGAAUCAACAACAACAACAACCAGCAUCCUCUAUGCUGUCUCUUCAGCCUCCUUCAUCAAGAAUAGUGUUUCCUUUUGCUUUUGAAGGCUCUCAACAUCCAAUGCCAUUCCCACACCCUUUUGGAACCACAAACUUGCCUCUUUUUCGUCCAAAUCUUCAUCCAACUCAACAAAUGAUAUCUUUUGGGUCCCAACAGAACAUGGGGUAUCCACCAUUCCUAGCCCCAGAAUCUACCAUGCCACACCAACACCAACAACACCUUCAACAACAUCAUCAACAGCUUCUUCAUUAUUGGAGUGAUGCAAUAAAUUUGAGUCCAAGAGGGAGGAUGAUGAUGAUGAUGAAUAGGACUGAAGGAAGACAAAUAUUAAGGCCACAAGCACAGCCUCUGAAUGCUACCAAGCUCUAUAGAGGAGUGAGGCAACGCCAUUGGGGCAAAUGGGUAGCCGAGAUUCGUCUCCCUCGCAAUCGAACUCGCCUUUGGCUUGGAACCUUUGACACUGCUGAAGAUGCUGCUAUGGCUUAUGAUCGCGAAGCCUUUAAGCUUAGAGGGGAAAAUGCUAAGCUCAAUUUCCCUGAACUCUUUCUCAACAAAGAUAAAGCAGAACAAUCCACAACUGUUGCUCCUGCUUCUUCUUCUAAUGAAGGUUCAACAUCAACAUCAAGCCAGAACACAAAGCAACCAGAACCAAUACCAGAAGAGAUUAACACUGAGAGUGAGGACAUACCACCAACAGAGACAAUAGCAGAAGAGAAUGCUGAAACUGGAAAAGGAAUUUCACAACCUCAGGAAUUGGUUUGGGGUGAAUGGUUCAAUGCAAUUCCUGCAGGUUGGGGUCCUGGAAGUCCUGUGUGGGAUGAUUUGGACCCCAACAAUAAUCUUCUUUUGCAUUCACAACUUCCCUUUGUGAAUCCAAAUCAGCAAGAGUUUCAUGAUGAUGCUGGUGCUUCUUCUCAGAUACAACAAGAAGAUAACAGCACAGAACCAGGUUCUUCUUCCUCUCCCUCUUUUCCCAUGAGGCCCUUCUUCUGAAUGGUUAGGAUUAAAAUCAUAUCUAAAAUUAGCAUCUUUUCUAUUAGUUUUUCUCUUGAUUAGUGUAAGAGAAUUAUGAAGUCCCACGUUGGAUAAACAAAGACACUUUUUGGACUAUACAUCAUCUAUUUGCUUCAUACAAAUUUGAGAAUAUGAUGAAUAAGUUCUUAAUUCUCGGCCGUAGAAUAUUUUUCUAGUUCACCCAAAAAAGAUUCAGCCUAGUCUGCACUCAUUUUGUAUUGAGCUUAUGCAAAAAUUCAAACUGUUGAGAGAUUCCUCUUAGUUUUCUUUCUUCUUCUCCUGAAUUGAUAACUAUCUUGGUCCAUUACUGAAGCUUCCCCACGUUCACAUAUCAGGACAAAAGUGAUAACCACACCCCCACCAAUUGUAUUUUGUUCUCACUGGUUGCAGAUAUUUUCAACAACAACAACCUGCAUAUCAUGGAUGUUUACUUCGAAGCAUAUAAUAAAUUUUCAUUUCCUGAAAAAUUCUGCUGCAAUAAGGCUACAUAUUUUAACAAGCCUUUCGGCAUCUGGCUCAUACUUGGUGGGCCUUCCCUUAAUUUGUUCCUAGUUCCUAAUGACAAUAGUUAGUGUUCCUAGUUCCUAGUGAUAAUAGUUAGUUUUCUGUUUUUUUGGGUAAUUUAUUAUAAUAGUACUAUUAUUCUCUUAGCUCUUUUUUUGUACUAUUAGUUGUUUUUAAUUUAUUAUGCAGAUGUUUAGCAUGACCAAGAAGGAAACUUUUUUUUUUUUGUGAUUUUCCUUUUUAAUGGUCCAUAAUGAUAAUGUUUCGUUAUGAGCUUCCUUUUUCAGCUCGAAGGACGGUUGUAUAUUAUUAUUCCGUUUGUAGUUUGUUAUGCACAUUGUCCGGUUUGGACUGAUGUAAUGUUAGGCCGACUUUACCGCCAAGACUUUUAUGUUUCUUCUUUGGAGUAUAUAAAAACAAUAAUGCUUUGUGUGU
Molecule: messenger RNA, 2755 nt
Organism: Glycine soja
Lineage: Eukaryota; Viridiplantae; Streptophyta; Magnoliopsida; Fabales; Fabaceae
Product: ethylene-responsive transcription factor ERF054-like
Exons: 1
Coding region: 548-1795 (415 amino acids)
Biological process (GO): regulation of DNA-templated transcription
Molecular function (GO): DNA binding; DNA-binding transcription factor activity
Source: RefSeq, a predicted model, not a curated record